Molecule: messenger RNA, 1549 nt
Organism: Thamnophis sirtalis
Lineage: Eukaryota; Metazoa; Chordata; Lepidosauria; Squamata; Natricidae
Source: RefSeq, a predicted model, not a curated record
AUGUGGACAUUACAAACCAUGAGAAUUCAUUGCAAGGUGGUCCCGGUUGAAGGGCAAGAGAACGGCCAAGGGGAGGAAGAGGAAGAGGAAGAGGAAGAAGAGGAGGAGAAGGUCCACGAGGAAGAACAGCCAGAGUCGGCGCCCGUUAUCGCUGUAGAGACGGUGGUUCUGCCUCCCCCUGUAGAGCAUGAAGUCAAAAAAGUCACACUGAGCGACACCCUCACCCGGCGGUCCAUCAGCCAGCAACGUUCCGGAGUCUCCAUCACCAUCGAUGACCCCGUCCGCACGGCCCAGGUCCCCUCCCCACCACGGGGCAAGAUCAGCUGUAUCGUUCACAUCUGCAACCUGGUGAUAUUCGACAGUGGAAGAAGCCGUCGCGACACGAAACGCCCUCCACGGGGUCAAGUGGCCCCAGUCUAACCCCAAGUUUUUAUCCGCUGAUUUCGUGGAGCAGAAUGAGCUGGAUUUCCAUCGCGGUCUUCUGGCCGAACGUCCCGCCGAGGCCAAGGCGGACGAAGCGCCCACCUUCCCCGGGGUGGGCCCCACCACACGAGGGGAACGGGAGCUGUCCCGGCGCUCAGAGGCACGGGAGCGGGAAGCAGCUGUGCGGGAGCAGUGGGCCGAACGGGAGCGAGAGAUGGAGCGCCGGGAGAGGACCCUGGCGGAGCGGGAAUGGGAUCGGGACAAAGUGCGCGAGGGCCCCCGCUCUCGCUCCCGGUCCCGAGAGAGACGCCGCAAGGAGCGGCCUAAAUCGAAGGAGAAGAAAGCAGAGAAGAAAGAAAAGGCCCAGGAAGAACCUCCGGCUAAACUUCUCGACGAUCUAUUCCGAAAAACCAAGGCAGCCCCCUGCAUUUAUUGGUUACCCCUCACGGACAUUCAGUGUGUCCAGAAACAGGCCGAGCGAGCGGCUCGGGCUCGUGAACGAGAACGCCGGCGCAAAGAACUGGAAGCUGAGGAAGCCCGUCAGCGGGAACGCAACCGCCAAGCCGAGCGGGACAAGCGGCGGGAACACAGCCGAGAGCGAGAACGCGAGCGUCCCAAUGCCACCAGCGGCGGUGGGGCCAGUCGAGCGGGCGAACGCAGCAGCCGAGGAGACCGCGAACGGCGCGAAGCCAAAAGCCGCCACAGCCGGAGUCGGAGUCGGAGCACGCCUGUACAGGACAGAGGGGGGCGCCGCUGAGCUAUUCCCCAGCCUUUCUUUUGACCUUCGGGCGGGGGGAGGAGUUGGUGGUGGGGGGCACUUUCCCCGAAAUCGAGCUCCUGAGUUUUGCAGGCGAGGAGGAACGAGGGGGAGUGAGUUUCUUUGCCCACUGCUGGAAGGGCCGAGAGGGGUCCGGCGUGGCUGGCAGGCAGCCGAAGUGGUAGGGCUCUCCCCCCUCCCUCCCCCCUAACAUGGGGAUAAGUUUGAUUCCCAGCCCCUCCUGCUCCCCUCUUCUGGAGCCACUGUCCUUCCCGUUGAUUUGUAUUUUAUUUUGGGAAAAUGUUUUUUUUUUAUUCUUCUGAUGAUACAGGAAAGAGAGCAUAAUAAAGAGAUGGCGUUAGUUUUAAA